GGGGGGGGGUACUCAUCGUCUUGCAUGCGGUAGUCAUUUGACCAUUGACAUGCGUGCAAAGCCGGGGUGGAGCACGCCGGGCUCUCACCGGACCAGGAUCUCACAUCCCGAAGCAGGGGGGGAGUGGCCUACAGUGCGCCUUCAUUGUCACACCGUGCGAAACGUUCCGGGAACGCCUCCAAUGGGAACGACACCAAAGUACGCUGUGUUGCCGCGCCCCCCAGCUGUCGCGAAGGUCAUCGUCAUGGCAAGACUGAACGAGUGCAACUAGUCGCGUUGGUUCACGACAAUGAAUCAUGACGUCUUGAAGGGGUCGGGCUCGAUUUCACAGAGGGGCACCGAAUACCCUGCCCGUGAAUGAAUGUCGGGGCGAGAACGGACGAGUGAACAUCGCGAAGCCCGUUUCCGCGGAGCUCAAUUUUUUCAACGAUUACUAUC
Ectocarpus sp. CCAP 1310/34 is the source of this 438-nucleotide messenger RNA. NCBI's taxonomy places the organism in Eukaryota, Phaeophyceae, Ectocarpales, Ectocarpaceae. The record is from the annotation of a GenBank genome assembly.